AUGGCGGCAUUGAUUCCGCGUCGACCCCUCAAAAGGGACGUCAAGACUCAGGAAGUCCUCAGCAAGGCCAGACGGCUCUACGACGAAUGCAAAGACGCAAAGGAAGACGAUACAAACAAACACGAAGCAUGCAAAUUCUCUCGUAACAGCGUCCUUCCAUCCCGCGUCCUCGAGGUGGGCACCACAGACAAACCUUCCCUUCAACUGUUUGUUAACAAAACGGAGAAACGUGGAGAGUAUAUCGCAUUGAGCUACUGCUGGGGAGGUGAACAGAAAAACGGCAUACAAGAGGAGACCCUGCAGCAGUCGGUCAAGGACGCGGUUGAGGUUACGAGAAUGCUCGGGUUCAAAUACCUGUGGGUGGACGCUUUUUGCAUUAUUCAGGACUGUGACAGAGACAAGGAGAAAGAGGUAGGGAGAAUGGCAACAAUUUACAAGAAUGCUGCCAUCACCAUCGCAGCGGGGACAGCCAAGAGGGCAAGGGACGGGUUCUUGGGACAGAGAGGCACAUAUAUCCCCGAAGUAAGUAUAGCUGUGGACGGGUCGAAGGGAAAGGGCCCAAAGGGGACGGUGUAUCUUCGAUCACGACCCCAUGUGCCGAAACACACGUUGGAUGAGCGUGGAUGGGUGCUUCAAGAGUUCAUGCUCUCGUCACGGCUGCUAAUCUUUUCGGAGUAUGAGCUGCUCUGGCAAUGUAAAGGGAUUGAUUUGCAGAGCGUCGUCGGGGGAGACGACGCAUUGGAGUAUCUACAACCGCUGGAAGGAUUGCCGUGGACUAGCUUCAGCGAGGAAAAUGCUGGACAUUACGGCAAUGACGCUGAGGAGAAGAUGUACCUUUGGAAGACGGUUGUGUGGCAAUACACCCGGCGCUCGCUGAGUGACAGUAAUGAUAGACUGAACGCUUUGAGGGGAAUCACGAGAGAGCUCGAGGUUUUGUGGGAGGACAGUAACUACUUUGGGCUGUGGAAGAAAUGGUUCAUUGAGCUGCUCGCUUGGUAUAAGCCCAUUGAUGCAGACGAGAAAGAAGAAGAGUCGCAAAGAUCGGGUCGAGCACCGAGCUGGUCUUGGGCAUCGCUGGGUCGGCAGGUGAAGUACACCGAGAUAUUCAUCAAGGAAGACGCGAAGGUCAAAGGAUGGGAUACUCUUGGGACAAGGGUCCCAAGACAUGCUAUACUUCACUGUCGCAUGAUGAAGGCUGAUGACCUCGGCGCGGAUCAUACCGACAAGGAUGGUGAUAUCAUAUCGGGAGGAUGUGACAAGCUUCCUGACUUGAAGAAAGAUUCCUUCGAGAAGGAGGUACAAGGCAGAGAGACACAGGUCUUGCUUCUUGGGACAAUCUUACGGGACAACAGGAAGUUGGGCGUUGGUCUCAUGGUCGUCAACGCUGGGAACGGCUUUUACCAACGCGUCGGAAUGGCCGAGCUUGAGGAUCUCGAUGUUUGGGAGAGAGUAGGGUAUGAAGAGAUAAACCUCAAGUAG
This is a messenger RNA of Colletotrichum gloeosporioides, 1479 nucleotides long. RefSeq lists its product as uncharacterized. The record is from RefSeq and is a predicted model, not a curated record. NCBI's taxonomy places the organism in Eukaryota, Fungi, Ascomycota, Sordariomycetes, Glomerellales, Glomerellaceae. The transcript is spliced from 2 exons. The coding region runs from base 1 to 1479 and encodes 492 amino acids.